ACAAUUCAAAUUCAUCAAUCAAGAUUAUUGAUUCAGAGCGAAAGUUAUUUAGGGUUUUUUCAUUUCCAAUAUUGAAUAUCAAAAAGGGAUAUGGAACGUGAGGAUGAGUUGAAGCUGAAAUUGCAAGAUUUACAGAAGCAGCUGGGGAAAAAGCAAAUGUUUGAAGAGGCUGUGGCUUCAAUUAGAUCUCUGCUCCAUCAAUUUUACCCUUCUGCUUCCCCUUCUCUUCGUAAAUCGUUUUUCACCGUCAUAUCACGAGUUGCAACUAUAUUGAAGACAAGAUACACCUCACCUGGAUUUUGGUCUGCCGGACAAGGGCUCUUUCUGGAGGCUGAACAGUUGGUGUCUGAAUCUUCUGAAAGGGAACAUUUGCGGACCUGCAUAGCUAGAGCCCGAGAGCAAUUAAGUGAAAUCGACAACCAGCCUGAGGAAUCUGCUCAAAACAGGAGAAGUCAAGGAUAUCUAUUUGAAGGGCAUCUUACGGUGGACCAAGAGCCUCCACAGCCACAGUGGCUGGUUCAAUCAAAUCUGAUGACAGCCCUUGCUGCUUCCAUGGCUCAAGCUGAGCCAUCUCGAGAUAACACAUCAGAGGGAUCAAACAAUCUACCACAGGAGCUGAUGGACAGAAUUCAUGAACUUAUGCCUGACGUAUCGGACGAGUCCAGUCUACCACAGGAGAUGAUUGACAGACUUGUGGCAAUGUUCCCAGAGGGAGAUUCGGCCCCAAGAGCACCACCAGCAAGUAAAGAAGUGGUUGCAAAGCUUCCGGUUAUUACUAUUACAGAUGAGAUCUUGGGCAAGUUGGGACCAGAUGCCGAAUGUGCCAUUUGUAAGGAGAAUUUGGUGGUAAAUGACAAUAUGCAAGAGAUGCCAUGCAAGCACACAUUUCAUCCUCCUUGCCUGAAGCCAUGGCUGGAUGCGCAUAAUUCUUGCCCAAUUUGUCGACAUGAAUUGCGGACAGAUGAUCAUGAGUAUGAAAGUCGAAAGGAGCGAGAAAAGGAGGCCGAAGAAGAGAGGAAAGGAGCUGCAAAUGCGGUCCGAGGAGGUGAAUAUAUGUAUGUAUAGGUUUAGAAAAAAAAUCCAUCAUUUUCUGAUUUUUUUUUUUUGGUAUGACAUUUUGUUAUGUUUUGCAUCUCAAUAUUGUGGUUAAUAAAUUUGAAGGGUAAUAUUUCAAUUAUAGUUCA
Cynara cardunculus var. scolymus (artichoke) is the source of this 1184-nucleotide messenger RNA. RefSeq names its product E3 ubiquitin-protein ligase AIP2. NCBI's taxonomy places the organism in Eukaryota, Viridiplantae, Streptophyta, Magnoliopsida, Asterales, Asteraceae. Gene Ontology annotation, biological process: protein ubiquitination. The record is from RefSeq and is a predicted model, not a curated record. Bases 91 to 1065 code for a protein of 324 amino acids. Gene Ontology annotation, molecular function: ubiquitin protein ligase activity. Gene Ontology annotation, cellular component: cytoplasm. The transcript is spliced from 5 exons.